Coregonus sp. 'balchen' is the source of this 3638-nucleotide messenger RNA. The record is from the annotation of a GenBank genome assembly. NCBI's taxonomy places the organism in Eukaryota, Metazoa, Chordata, Actinopteri, Salmoniformes, Salmonidae.
CCCAAUCCAGAAGAAGAAGAAGAACUCUGCCUAGCGUCCUAGCGGUCGCCAAAAUAGUCUAGUGGGGGACGAUUUCCAGUCUCCCUGACCGCGCAUAGUUGAUGCAUCUGGCGAGGGACAGUUGCCGUUUUACCUUUGUAUUUGGACAGAGACUAAUAUUAUUAGCCAGAUGUAUCCACAGUGAGCGAGGAAGAGGGUGGAGGAGGAUCUGACUGGUCGUAUUGUUGUGUGGGUAAGCAUGCAAAGAGACAUACGUUAGUUAAGUAUAGUAUAGCAGACGUUGCUAGCUCUACAAGAAGAGCUAACGAUAGUUAGCUAGCUAUGCAGCUACUGUAGCUAGCUAAGGGUUUUGUUGUUAGCAUAGCUAGUUCUAGUUAGAGCUAAUUGAUUCACAUUUAGCUAUUAUGCUGACGUCCGGCGAUAAAUAACGUAAGUUAGCGAGCUUAAAACAAAAUGGACCUGGCUUGGGUACCUAACAGAACGUAACAAGUUGGAUAGCUAGCUAUCAAAUAGAAUGCUAGUAUUGAAUGUCGUUUCUUUGGCCGUAUGCAUCUAGCUACAGUCAGAUAUUGGCCUUGUUCUCAUUGGACCCAAACAAAGCAUCUGCUCUUCCUUGAUUGAUCUUGGGAUAUAUGCACUGGACUCAGUCAAAUGUGGCUAGCAUAACUAGAGCUUGGACGGGAUUGCUCUUCUAUCCCUAGGUUGAGCUGACUACCUCUGCAGUGGAAGUAAAAGAUGUGCAAUGGAAUGUUAGAGUCCAUGUCAAAAGCCCCUGGGCUGCCCACCUCAGCUGACAAGCGGUCACUUUCUCUGUUGCUCUUCCUGACUGUGCUAUCCACUGGACAAGGGUCAGGUAAGAGAUCGCUCAUCUUCAGCAAAAGCCUCCCUCACACAGCUUCAUUCCUCCAUUCCAUACACUACUUCUGCUUUUAUGCUGCUAAGAUUCAGCUCCUCUCUUUCAGUCUAAUAAUGCCAGAUGUACAUUGCUCUAUGUGGUAAAUUAUAACAUCGGAAUUGGGUUUAUUUGAGCAAACAGCUGGCGCACAUCUGCCACAUGUAAUAUGAGUUACACUCAAUAUUAAGGUGUCAAGUCCCCACAUCCUCUCCCUCUCAUAGCUGAUUAGUAAAAUAUGCUGGAUGUGGAUGGGGGCGUUAGGCUGUUGCUAGAGAUCCUUCUCUCUCGCUUAGCGCCAACUCAGCUCCCACUGCCUUCGUGACUCAUUUAUAUUAUAUAAGCAUAAAAAAAAACACUCACAUAGAAAUACCUUUAACAACAGUGUUUUAAAACCAUACAAUAGAGCAUUAAUAAACAUCAGAAUGUGCUAGCAUCAAUUAUAUGACCUUUUGUCCCUCCUCAGGAUGUGUGAGGCCGUUCAUGGUGCAGAACAGCUGGGUCAACCUGACAGAGACCAACAGGGGUUCCUUCCCUGUGGGCACAGUGCUCCAGUACAGCUGUGACCCAGGCUACCUAGCUGAUGGGCCCAGCAUAAUCACCUGCACCCCUCUUGGCCUCUGGACCUCAGACCCACCCCGCUGCAUACGGAGUGACGGUGAGUGGCUCUCUCCACAAUGUGGCCACCAGUAUGACUCAUUGUGAAGAGUAUAAUUUCUCUCCAGUUGAACAACAUAAAGUUGAAACCAAAAUGUAGAUAAUGCAGGAUUAUAACUAUAACAUGAUGAUUGUGUUGUUUCUGACCAGCAGUGUGCCGGCCUCCGUCUGAGCCUGAGAAUGGAGGGUACACCUGCCACCCCUCUCCCUGCCACCGGCUAGGCCAGGGUACUGUGAUCGAGUACUUCUGUGAUGAAGGCUACAUGCUGAAGGGAGAAUACAAAUACAAAUAUCUUACCUGUCAGGAAGGGGAGUGGGACGGCCCCAUGCAGAUUAGCUGUGUCAACCAAGGAUGUGUGAGGCCGUUCAUGGUCCAGCAUGGGUCAGUCAACCUGACAGAGACCAACAGAGGUUCCUUCCCUGUGGGCACGGUGCUCCAGUACAGCUGUGACCCAGGCUUCCUGGAAGACGGGCCCAACAUCAUCACCUGCACCCCCCUGGGCUGCUGGUCCUCAGACCCACCCCGCUGCAUACACAGUGAUGGUACUAAUGGCUUUACUAAAUACUCUGAAUUCAUUCCACACACUGUAACAUAUUUUUAAGUCUAAAAUGUGGUUUGUGAGCUCACUGAUAAUGGUUCUCUUGUUUCUUGUCAACAGUGUGUUUGCCUCCAUUUGAGCCAGAGAAUGGGGGCUACACCUGCCACCCGUCCCCCUGCCAUAGACUAAGCCAUCGCACCGUGAUCGAGUACUUCUGUGAUGAAGGCUACAUCCUGAAGGGAGACUAUAAAUACCUGACCUGUCAGGACGGGGAGUGGGACGGCCCCAUGCAGAUUAGCUGUCUCCUGGACCAAGGUUGGUGACCAUAUUGUGAUUACACUGUCUUAUUCUCCACAGAGUUCAGUGUUAGGUAGCUUGAACUAUUUGUUUUAUUGUUGUAUCAACCUGCAAGAUGAAAUUAUACUAUUCUACUUUUUGAAGCCUCAAGCAGGACUGUCUAGGUCCUUUAAUGGACAGUGUUUGAGUGUGGGCUCAUUGCCUGCUUCCCCUCUUCCAGACAGAGACCCUGCCCCCGUGUUGGGCAUACCCACCCUGUCCAUCGUGGCCUCCACUGCCAGCUCUGUAGCCCUCAUCCUGCUUAUGGUGGUCCUGUUUGUCCUGCUGCAGCCUAAACUCAAGUCCUUCAACCACAGCCGGUGAGUGGCCUGAAACCACAGACAUGCUUAUUCAGUAUCAACUGUGGUAGGCUAAUCCCACUAAAGCUGUGUGUGUACUCCAGGGGUGUGCAUGUCUCUCAUAAAGCUGUUCAAGCAGGCAGAAAUAGAGCUCAUAUGAUGCAAAACUUCUAAUUCCGGCUGUAUUCAUGUCUGCUUGAACAGCGAAUAGCUGAGAUACACAUGAAAACAUGAUAUGACCCCAGGAAUCGAUAGAACAUCGCUCAGAAAUGUACAAAUACGAUAUAACUUUCAAAAUGGGUGAAUCUUUCCUUUAAGAGUCUAAAGUAAUGAGGCAUUAACAGACUGUUCCACUCCUCUGUGGUCCCCCUCACAGCCGUGAGCAGGGAGUGUCAGGCCAGCCCGUGUCCAUCAUGGUGGAGGGGGUACAGGUGGCCCUGCCCUCCUAUGAGGAGGCGGUGUGUGGCGAAGGGGCUCUGAGUCUCAGCUCUGAAUCCCGGGUCCAGAUAGUGCUGUCAGAGGGCCAGCAAGCUGCAGGGACGACAGAGCCUCUCAUUGCCCAGGCCAGGCCUUCCACCCUCCCCCAGCUCUCAGAGAUGGCAAUGGUUCACCCAGUACCACCAUCCUUCGCCUCUUCCUCCGCUCUCUCAUCCUCCUCCUGCUGGGGCCCUGAGCAGGCUGCUGCUGCAGCGCCUUCACCCUCACAGCGGAGGGACUCCACUUGCAGUGAGCAGCAUAGCCUGCCCUUCCUCGACUCUGAGAUGGACUACUCUGACGGUGGGCCUUCUAUCAAUAUGUCUCUCUAAACAGGCCUCUCUUCUUGCAUGUAUUGGUUGAUAAUGCCCAUAUAUGCAUACAGUGUAUUGAUGUCUCUUGUUUGGUCCUGCAGAUAUGCCUUUGUUAAAGGAGGCCUGA